Molecule: messenger RNA, 984 nt
Organism: Mugil cephalus (flathead mullet)
Lineage: Eukaryota; Metazoa; Chordata; Actinopteri; Mugiliformes; Mugilidae
Product: trace amine-associated receptor 13c-like
Exons: 2
Coding region: 1-984 (327 amino acids)
Biological process (GO): G protein-coupled receptor signaling pathway
Cellular component (GO): membrane
Molecular function (GO): trace-amine receptor activity
Source: RefSeq, a predicted model, not a curated record
AUGGAGACCAAGGAUGAGGUAGACCUCUGCUUUCCACAGCUCUUCAACAGCUCCUGCAAAAAGCCAGCGUCUCCUCACUCUGAACUUGUGCUCCUUCACAUCGUGCUGUCCUCUAUCUCGGUGCUGACCGUGGUUCUCAAUCUGCUCGUCAUCAUCUCAGUCUCUCACUUCAGGAGGCUCCACACUCCCACUAACAUCCUCCUCCUCUCUCUGGCCAUCUCAGACUUUCUCGUCGGCCUCUUGUCGAUGCCGGGAGAAAUCCUCAACACAACCUGCUGGUUUCUUGGUGAUCUCGCAUGUACUCUUUAUAAUUAUGUCUCUUACGUGAUUACCAGUGCCUCAGUAGGAGACAUGGUGCUCAUAUCAGUCGACCGCUAUGUUGCAAUUUGUGACCCCAUGCACUACUCCUCCAGAGUCACUGAGAAGAGAGUUAAACUCUGUGUUUGUCUGUGUUGGCUCUGUUCUGUUUUCUACACCUCUCUCAUUUCAAAGGAUGAUUUUACUCAACUAGGCAAGAAUAAAACCUGUUACGGAGAAUGUGAUGUUUCGGUGAGCUACACUGCAGGGGUUACUGAUGUUAUUUUAACGUUUAUUGUUCCCAUCACUGUCAUCGUAGUUCUAUACAUGAGAGUCUUUGUGGUAGCUGUGUCUCAGGCUCAUGCCAUGCGCUCUCACAUUGCAGCUGUCACAGUCCAGGUUUCAUUGACUCUAACAAAGAAAUCUGAAUUGAAAGCAGCCAGGACUCUUGGUGUUCUUGUAGUUGUCUUCCUAAUAUGCUUCUGCCCAUAUUAUUGUGUUGCUCUUGCCGGUAAUGACUCAGUCAGUAGCUCGUAUAUGACUUUUGUCUUGUAUCUAUUGUAUUUCAACUCUUGUCUAAACCCUUUAAUCUAUGCACUGUUUUACCCCUGGUUUAGAAAAGCUAUUAAACUCAUUGUCACUCUGCAGAUACUGCAGCCUGGUUCCAGUGAGGCCAACAUAAUGUAG